AUGGGUCACGCGUCGGCGUCUCGCGUUUCGCGGCGCUCUCUCGCCGCCAACCUGAAGACGUACCAAUCAGGCGGCGUCGGCGAGCAUGAGCCCUCUUCAAAUACGCCGAAAACGUCGUCGUUUUCUCGUUUGCUUAGUUGUCGUAUGCUCAAUUUCGCGAUUCGCUGCUGGGCACUCGCGAUCGCGUUGGCCGAUGCGUUCGAUUACAAAUUGUCGGUGCUCAUUUUUCCCGAGGAGAAGCUCACGUUCGAGCAGCUCGUCGGCUCGGUUACGCACGCGUUCGUUGAAGUGUUCGGCGGCGAGAAGUGCACGUUCGGCAACGACACGAUCGAGGCGGUUUUCGUCGACGCCACCGGCGACGCAAACCGAUUGGCAAUAACCGAUGAUGUCGUCUGCGGUCAAAUGCUCAACUCGUCGCUGGCUUCCGUCAUCUAUUCGGCGUCGUUGACGACGUCCGCCGAAUUUCUGAGUCUCGUCUCAUCCGCCUCCUAUGCGUUGUCGUUCUAUAAAAUACCGGUGGUUGGGGUGAUGGUUCGCGACGCCGAAUUCAGCAAAAAGAAAAUUUAUCCGACAUUCGUUCGACCGACGGCGCCAUUAUCCGACGAAGCCUUCGUAUUCCUUCAUCUCCUUUUAAGGCUGCAAUAUAGACAAGUUGUGGUGGUCAGUGUAAAACGCGAUAGAAAUGCCGAGCAAUUUGUAGCCGAAUUCGAAAAACGACGAGUAGAAUUCAAAAUAAUUGUUCAACGGUACAUUCAAGUGGAGCUCAAUGAGCAUCUAAACGACACAUUAGCCGAAAAUUUCGAAGAAGUCACUUCAAAUAUCAUUGUGUUAUUUGCAAAAAAAGAUGACGCUAUGAAGAUAUUCCAGAACACCGGCGAUCUCAGCGGCAAGGUUUGGCUCGUCAGCGAAAGCGCCGGCGAGGCUCCAAAUGUGCCAAACGGCUCGCUGGGAUGUCGACUGAGCCAAUCGACGUAUUCGGUGCUUCGCGACUCGCUAGUUAUUCUGAAGAUCGCGCUCGAGCACGCGUUCAAUGUCGAUGAGCAACUUGUGCCACCGGUGGAAUGCGACAGGGAGAGUGCGCAGCCGGAAUGGAGCGGUCAAGCGAAAAUGCUUCUAAGCGCAAUUUGCGAUGUGAGCACAACUCGAAUUCAUUUCAACGAGAAAUGCGAAAGAAUCGGCGUCGAGUACGACAUUCUCAACUUCAACGCGAUUCGACGACGACAAGUCGGAAGCAUGAUUGGCGAUGUGCUUCAACUCGACGAAGAGGCCAUCGAAUGGGCCGGAGGCGCGAAGCCGUUGGAGAUAAGCCUUCCGAAACAUCUGCGGGUGGUCACUGUCGCCGAUCCGCCGUUCGUCUACAUCACACCGGUGGAGCGCACCGAGUUGUGCGCGGAAAUGUGGAACACCGACGUCGAAAUAUCCAAGUAUGACACGAUUUCUGUGCCGGGACCCUGGUACCCAUGCCCGAUGACAUUUGACAAUUUCACCGAUAGCUAUUGUUGUGCGGGAUUGGCGAUCGAUCUGCUCUCGAAUCUCGCGCUUCCUGAGGCGAACAACAGCAUCGACACGAGCUUCACCUUCUCACUACAUCUGAAUGAAUCGUAUGGGGUGGUGCAGGCUGGCGAGAUGGAAGGCCUCGUCAUCAGCGGAAUGAUUGGCGAGCUUGACGGCGACACGGCCGACAUGGCGAUCGGCGGUUUGACGAUCAAUCCGGAACGCGAGCGGAUUAUUGAUUUCACCGAACCGUGGCUGUACCACGGAAUUCGGAUAUUGGAGAAGAAUAUUCCUCGCGAUUCGCCGAUGCAAUCAUUCCUUCAGCCGCUUCAAUCCUCUCUAUGGACGGCUCUAUUCGUGUCCGUCCUGCUCGUCGGCCUCGCCAUUUAUUGUCUCGACUUCAAGUCACCAUUCGAGAGGUUCUAUCAAGCCGAUCGCGAGAAGGAGGUCGACCUUCAGAUGUUCAACGCGUGGGACGACGACAAAAACGACGACGACAACGUGAAUUUCGGCGAAGCGAUGUGGUUCGUCUGGGGUGUUCUAUUGAACAGCGGCGUUUCUGAAAAGACGCCGCGUAGCUGCUCGGCGCGAGCACUCGGCAUUGUGUGGUGCGGCUUCUGUAUGAUCAUGGUCGCCUCCUACACCGCCAAUCUUGCCGCGUUCCUAGUUCUCGAUCAGCCCGAGAAGGGCCUCACCGGCGUCACCGAUCCGCGCCUUCGCAAUCCGUCGGCCAACUUCUCGUUCGGCACCGUCCUCAAUUCCAACGUCUAUCAAUACUUUAAACGGCAUGUCGAAUUGUCGACGAUGUUCCGAAAAAUGGAGGCGCACAAUGUUUGGAAGGCGUCCGAAGCGGUGCAUCUCCUGCUGAAUGGAACACUCGACGCGUUCAUUUGGGACUCGACGCGUCUCGAAUUCGAGGCGGCGAGACAUUGCGAGCUGAGAACGCGCGGCUCGCUGUUCGGCCGAAGCGCCUACGGCAUCGGCCUUCAGAAGCACAGCCCGUGGACGCCGCAUAUCACGUCGGCGAUAUUGCGAAUGUCGGAAAGCGGCGUAAUGGAGCAUUUGGAUCAGAAAUGGAUCGAUAGCAACAAGGAGAAGUGCAUUGUCGAAGUGCACAAGUCGCCCGCUCGAUUGGGACUCGUCAACAUGAAGGACAUUUUCAUUCUCGUCACAACCGGCGUCGUCGUCGGCGCAAUUCUCAGCGCGAUUGAGGUUUGGUACGGUAGAAGGCUGGCUGAACGAGGACGCCGUCGCAUCAUCGUGAAUCGAUACGCCCAAAAAUGGUUGGGCAUCGCGCGAGGGAUACGCAAGAGGGGUGCGAAGAAGUAUCAUCUGUCGAGGCCCGUCAUCAGACGAGGCUUCUCGGGAAUGGAGCGAUGCACAUUCGAGCAGCUCAAAGAGCUUCGACAUCAUCGCGGAUUGUCGAGCUCGCGAUUCGGCGAGCACUUCCUCCUGCCCGAUUACGCAUUCAACGACAAACCGGUGGUGUUAUUCUGCCCGCGGUGUCGGAAUAUUGUCGAGACCGAUGUUCAUCGGGAGACGGGCGUGUUCGCGAUUCUGUCGUGCUUCCUGUUCGCCGUCAUGUUUCUGUGGCCGUGCUCACCGCUUCCAUGCUUCCUCAACGCGUUCAGCGAUUUUCUGCACGUCUGCCCGAAUUGCGCCCACAAAAUUGGGCGAUUUCGGCGUGCUCGUUCGCCAAAAUUUUAUGUAUAG
Molecule: messenger RNA, 3207 nt
Organism: Caenorhabditis bovis
Lineage: Eukaryota; Metazoa; Nematoda; Chromadorea; Rhabditida; Rhabditidae
Source: the annotation of a GenBank genome assembly